Messenger RNA from Penicillium oxalicum, 1743 nucleotides. Its product is annotated as ubiquitin-specific protease UBP6. Gene Ontology annotation, biological process: proteasome-mediated ubiquitin-dependent protein catabolic process; regulation of proteasomal protein catabolic process; protein deubiquitination. The transcript is spliced from 3 exons. Lineage: Eukaryota; Fungi; Ascomycota; Eurotiomycetes; Eurotiales; Aspergillaceae. The record is from RefSeq and is a predicted model, not a curated record. Gene Ontology annotation, molecular function: cysteine-type deubiquitinase activity; protein binding; proteasome binding. Bases 1 to 1743 code for a protein of 580 amino acids.
AUGGCUUCCAUACCCAUUAUCGUCAAACACGCGGGCAAGCGCCACGAAGUCGACCUCGAUCCCGAAGCCAACGGUGAAACAUUAAAAUAUCAGCUAUUCUCUCUGACCGGUGUCGAGCCUGAGCGACAAAAGCUUUUGGUAAAAGGUGGUCAGCUUAAGGAUGACACCCCUCUGGCAUCCCUUAAGGCCAAGCCAGGGCAGAUGUUUAUGAUGAUGGGCACGCCAUCCGGAGCCCAGGGAGCUGCGGACCUUGGGCGCCCCAAAGAAGCUGUGAAGUUCUUGGAAGACAUGACAGAGGCGGAGGUUGCGCAACAAGAAGGUGCCACUCCUGCUGGACUGCAAAAUUUGGGCAACACGUGCUAUCUCAACUCCACUCUCCAAACACUACGGGGCGUUCCAGAGUUGCAGGAAGAGCUUCAGCGAUACCAGUCUGGUGGCAGCUCAGGGCGCUCCAAUCUUGCAGAUCUGAGCAGCUUUGGUUUGAGUGGCUUGGGUGGCUCCACUGAUCUAACUGCUUCCUUGAGGGAUUUGUUUAAGCAGAUGUCCGAGACCCAGGAAGGUGUUCCACCCCUCAUGUUCCUCAACGCUCUGCGAACAGCUUUCCCACAAUUCGCUCAGCGUGACAGAAACGGGCACGGCUAUGCGCAACAAGAUGCGGAGGAAGCGUGGUCGCAGAUUGUGAAUCAACUACGAAACAAGCUCACCAUCUCUGACGGUUCUGGUGAUUCCUCCUUUGUUGACAAAUACAUGGCCGGUCGUUUUGACUCGGUGACCGAGUGUAACGAAGCCGGAGCCAAGGAGGCGGGUGAAGAAUCAACCAAAUCGUCCGACAUGUUCUUCAAACUCGAUUGCCAUAUCGGCAAGGAGACCAAUCAUCUUCACGAUGGCAUCAUGGCAGGGUUGGAGGAGCAGAUCGAGAAGCAGUCCCCAUCCCUAGGCCGCAAUGCUCUUUACACUAAGCGGUCACGCAUCUCCCGUCUACCAAAAUAUCUUACUGUGCACUUUGUGCGGUUUUUCUGGAAGCGUGAGACUCAGAAAAAAGCAAAAAUUAUGCGUAAGGUCACGUUCCCCGCUGAGCUCGAUGCUGUGGAGUUCUGCACCGAGGAGCUGAGGAGUCAGCUCGUUCCUAUUCGCGACAAGGUCCGUGAGAUUCGCAAGGAUGAGGUGGACCUUGAGCGAUCCCGCAAGCGCCAGAAAUUGAGCAAUCAGCGGACAGAAGAACAAAAGAAGGCGGAAGAGGCGGACGCUCAGGCAAGCAAAGAGCCUAUGCAAAAGAAGAAGGAGGUCGCCGAGGGCAAGACCAAAGCCAAUGACAAUGAUGGUGACGUCAACAUGGAGGAGAAUUUCAAGACGGAUGCCGAGUAUGAAGCAGAGAAGCUCCAAGAGAUUACGGCUGCUAAGAAGGAGUUGUACGAGCUGAUCAAGCAGCAUUCCUCUGGCGACAGCGGCAACAAUCAAUCUGGCUUAUACGAGCUUCGUGGCGUGAUCACCCACCAGGGUGCCAGCGCUGACAGCGGUCACUACACCGCAUAUGUGAAGAAGCAGGCACGGAAGUCGAGCAGCCCUCAGACUGGCGACAAGCGUCGUGACGACGAAGAAGAUGGCAAGUGGUGGUGGUUCAACGACGACAAGGUUACCGAGGUUGAGGCUGAGAAGAUUGAGACCCUUGCUGGUGGUGGCGAAUCUCAUUCUGCUCUGAUUCUUCUCUACCGAGCCAUUGAGCUACCCGCUCUUGAGCAGUGA